UCUUGUAAAAUUCAAAAUUUAAUUUUCUAAACUCGUUUUAUUGAAAUAUCCGAUGAUUCGGUAUUUUAUUCGUUAAUUUUUUUUUGCCUUUCUUGCUCUGUAUGUGUGACACGUCGAACAAUUAAAAUAAAAAUAAAAAUGGUUGAUUAUAGUCGUUGGAAUCGUAUUGAAAUAUCCGAUGAUGAAGAUGAUACACAUCCAAAUAUUGAUACUGGAUCAUUAUUUCGUUGGCGACAUCAGGCCCGUCUAGAACGAAUGGAGAAACAUCGUCAAACUAAAAUGGAUAUUGAAGGUCGAUUACAAGAAAUUGAAAAGAAAUUAUCCGAAUUGAAUCAUAAUGAUGAUGAUGAAAAGAAAGAAAAAGAGAAAAUUCUGGAAGAAAAACGUAAAAUUGAUCAGGAUCUUUCCGAAUGGAAACGUAUUGAUCGAUUACAACCAUGGAAUGUUGAUACCAUUAGCCAUGAUUCAUGGAGUAAAACAAUUAUUAACCGAAAUGUUAUCGAAUCAAAUAAUAAUGAAAUUCAUCAAUCUAAUAAUAGUGAUGAUGACGAUAUAGAUGAAAUAAAUGAUGUACAAAUGGAUCAAUAUGCUAAACACUUGGAACAAUAUGAAACAGUUAUACGUGAUUUUGCAUUCCAUUCACGUUUUGAUGAUUCACGGCGAUUUUUGUUGGAAAACGCAAAUAUUGUAUGCCAACAUUCAUUAGAUUAUCUAUCACUAUGGUGUAUUCAAUUGAAGAUUGAAGAACGUACAACCCUAUUGGAACAUAUUGUUCGCCAAGCUGUAUUGAUACAAUUAAUUCUUGAUCUAUCUAAAACGGUACGUGGUACUGAUCCACGUGAUUGUUUGCCAACAUUUUUUAGUAAGGCACGUGAAAAUUGGCUAAAAUUUGAACAAUUAUGGGAACAAGAAAUUGCUGAUUUUCAUAAACGUAUACAAACAGCAGCUGAUAUGCGUAUAGAACGUGCCAUAAAGGAACAAUCGGAAAAACCAGAAGAAAAGCUUAUUGGUCCAGGUGGUUUAGAUGUACAGGAAGUUUUUGAUUCACUGCCAGAACCAUUGCAAGAAUGUUUCAUAAAACGUGAUAUACAAAUGUUGAAAGAAACAUUAGAACAAAUGAAUAGUGAUGAAGUUGAAUAUCAUAUGAAACGUUGUAUUGAUGCCGGUUUAUGGCUAACUGAACGUCCAGAAGAUGAUGAUGAAAAACGUUUACGACAAUUGCGAUCAGAACUCGAAACAAAUGUUGAUGAAAAUUCAAAUAAACAUUCUGAAAGUAGUGAAGAUUUAGAAUAAAUUUGAUUGGAAAAAUUAAAAUGUUUUUUUUUGAACUAUGUAAAAAGCUUUGUGUAUGAUAUGAACUUUUAAUAAUCGAUAUGUAAAAAUAAUUUUGUAAAACUAA
Molecule: messenger RNA, 1399 nt
Organism: Dermatophagoides farinae (American house dust mite)
Lineage: Eukaryota; Metazoa; Arthropoda; Arachnida; Sarcoptiformes; Pyroglyphidae
Source: RefSeq, a predicted model, not a curated record